CGUAUACACACGCACACGAACGCGCACACAGAUAAGCAACCGAAGCACUUUCAAAGCACAUGUUAUAUGAUCUCUUCUUAAUCAAGUCUUGGCUCUUUAGUUGAACUUUCUGAGAAAGAAAAAAUUGCUUAGUAAACCUGUCUCUGGUGUCAGUGCGCAAAGCACGUGAAGAGGAUUGGCUUUUUGUCCGGGUUUAUUUUUCAAAGGGAUUACUGCUUGGUCAGAUGGGAAUCUCAAUGAAGUGUGCCCUUCUUUCUACGGCAGAAGACGAUUUACUGUUGUUAUGUCAUUGCGGUCUGAUGCUUCUGGGGGUGGAGGAACUAGGAGUCGAAAAUACCCACCCACAAACACCACAGUACUGCAGUAUUCUCAAACGCUAAACUGUCAAUCAGGAUCAGUGUUCUUUAAAAGCUCGAAUCAGGCCCCAAACCAACCCACAGUCAUUAAAGAAUCGGGAAAGACUAACAAGCAGCAACCCGUAAGAAGCCGCAAGGUCGCUGGACAAGGACCAUGAACCCCUCUGUACUGUAUCUGUGAUUACACCUUGGAGGUGAACAACGGCAGAAGAAGUGACUGGUGGUUAUGAAUCAAAGCACGCAAACUAAAAACAAAUAACAUUGACAUUGGUUGUUUCGUUAAUUUGUCAGCUACUCAAACUUGUCUCGGAAACGUGCAUAUUUUAAGCCACUCAUUCAGCGGUCUUCCGGGCAUGAGCGAGGCACUUCUUUUUGUCGUUUCUUUUCAGCGUAUACAUGGACACGUUUAAAAUAGUUUUCCGUGUAAAGUGUGUCCUUCAGUGGUGAAAUACUCACCAUAGCAACCACAGGAACAUAAUUGCCUGAAAGUGCCUAGCAGGCACAAGUACUUGGAGGGUCACAUCGAUGUCUAGAAGCUUUCAAGCUUCUAUGAUUUGGAGGCACUCGAAGCACGCAUUCGGUUAGCCCGUGUUCUCCGAAUUACGCAUAAAGUUACGCAUAGCAUAUAACGAGAAAAUGGAAUGGAAACUGCUGAUCGCCGCGCUGUUUUUUCCUGCCCAAAUUAUAUUCUGCAUUGUUAAAGCGUGUGUAUGCACACUGCUCCCAAACAAACGGAGGGAUCUGGGAGGAGAGGUGGUCCUGAUCACCGGAGGAGGAAGAGGUAUUGGUCGACACCUGGCCAGGGAGUUUGCUGUGCAGGGGGCAAAGAAGGUGAUCCUGUGGGGUCGCACAGAGAGAUGUCUGAAGGAGACCUGUGAGGAGAUCUCGCAGGCGGGAACUGAAUGCCACUAUUUCCUGUGUGACGUGGGCAACAGGGAGGAGGUCUAUCAGCAGGCCAAGGUGGUCAGGGAGAAGGUGGGAGACGUCACUAUCCUUGUGAACAAUGCAGCAGUGGUGCAUGGGAAGAAUCUAAUGGACAGCGAUGAUGAUGCCCUUUUGAAAUCGCAAAAUGUUAACACACUGGGCCAAUUCUGGACCACGAAGGCCUUCCUGCCCAGGAUGCUGGAGCUUCGGCACGGGCACGUGGUCUGCAUCAACUCCAUCCUCUCGCUCUCCUCCAUCCCCGGGGCCAUCGACUACUGCUCUUCCAAGGCCUCGUCCUUCGCUUUCAUGGAGAGCCUGACCCUGGGUCUUCUGGACUGCCCCGGGGUGGGCUGCACCACCGUGCUGCCCUUCCACACCAACACCGAGAUGUUCCAGGGCAUGAGAGUCCGGUUCCCCCAGCUCUUCCCUCCCCUGAGGCCCGAGUACGUGGCUCAGCGGACGGUGGACGCGGUCCGAACCAGCACGGCCUUCGUCUACCUGCCCUGGACCAUGCGUGCCCUCGUCAUACUCAAAAGCUUCAUGCCACAGUAUGCCUUAGAGGAAAUCCACAAGUUCACAGGAUCUUACUCCUGCAUGAACACGUUCAAGGGACGGACAUGAGGGACGCUAACAGUGACUCUAGGGGACUCUGGGAGGACAAAUAGACCUGAGAGUCUUUGUCUUAUUGGCCCAGAACAGCAUGGGGGCGGAGCAGGACUUUGGGGUCCCAGUCUCUUCCAGGUGUGGGGGAUUCUCAGAGGCCACAGCAUCUCAAAACGCGGUGCUGUUGUUCACCUCAUCACACCAUUGCACCUCAAACAACUGUUUAUAGCUAGGCUUGGGCCGGUGUGAGAUUUCAGUGGUAUGAAAACCUUGGCCAACAAUGUCACAGUAUUGCCCUCUAAAAUGUGAUCUUGUAAAAUGGUUGUAGAUGGAAAAAUAAUCUAACCAAAAUACUUUUUUUUUCCAUUGAAAAGAUAUAUUUAUUUAGAACUAUUUAUACGCAGCAGAAAUGUCUUUGUGUACAAAGAUAGUGGUGCCACUCUCUGUGCUGAAUAUGCAAAAUUUAAGUAAAUUGUAGAUACAACUUUUCAGGAGUAGUCAAUUUAAUUAAACAAUUUGGUAAUGCCAGAACAGCAGAAAGGGAAAUUUCUGAAGAUUUUUGAACCACAAAUUUUGAAAGCUGUGGUAUAUUGUGAGACCAUAAACUGGGCCAUGUCUGCUUGUAUAUGCAGUGUGGGAUAACGCUCACUGAUCCCUGGGGAAACAGAAAGUAAUCUACAUGAGGAGUGUGCUCUCUCACAGUCUAAAGGGCCUGACCUGUUUAUUUGGUGGGUUUUAAAAUGCAGCCAAUGUUCUUUUAUGGCGUAUCAUGUAAUCUUUACAAUGAAAAGUAACUGAAUUUAAAUGCAGACUUUCCUUUUUGAAUUGCUUUAAUAAUUGUCCUGAUGAUUGAGAAGAGGACUAUGGUUAUGGGAAAUGUGAUAUUUUCCAUACGGACAUGUUCUUUUUUGUAAUCUCAUGAUUUGAAAACAAAAUGGCCAGUUAUAAUUAUGUGUUAUGUUUUUCCCUUAUGUGGAAUUGCUGUCUGUAUGUUACUUACUGCAUGCUUCCCUGCUUGUGGUAUGUUCAGCUGAGGUGAUCAAGAGGUUGCCCAACCUCUCGAUAAACAGAUACUGUACGCAUCCACUGUCUUCUUACAAACCACAUUUCAGACACAAGAAGGUUAUGCUUAACUAAGAAGUCCAUAAAUUAUUUCAUUCACUGCACACUACCAUUAAAGACAAGUUAAGCAGUACAGUCACAUAUCAUGCUUAUUUCACGCAUGCCUUUAACAUUUUGUGGAUGUUGUAACAUUGAAUGGUAAGCCUUAAAAAGAGCAACAUUGGUAAACACAUUCACACUCAACUACAUCAAAGGAAACCUUUUAAAAAAUAUAUACUUCUGAUCUUCAAAGACUGGGGGGGAAAUCAAACAGUAGCUGGAUGAAAUAUUGAUGAUAUGUACUUUUAUCUUAUAAAACCUGAUGUUGAUAAAGUAGAGAACUGACUUUAACAAAUGCCUGUUCCCUUUGACACUCAACCGCAGGAACUGGCGACAUACUGGUGAGCAAGUAAUAUAUGGGCCUGUUUCACUUAUAAAAACCAUUUUGUGAA
Molecule: messenger RNA, 3436 nt
Organism: Anguilla anguilla (European eel)
Lineage: Eukaryota; Metazoa; Chordata; Actinopteri; Anguilliformes; Anguillidae
Gene: dhrs3b
Product: dehydrogenase/reductase (SDR family) member 3b
Exons: 6
Coding region: 993-1901 (302 amino acids)
Cellular component (GO): lipid droplet
Molecular function (GO): oxidoreductase activity, acting on the CH-OH group of donors, NAD or NADP as acceptor
Source: RefSeq, a predicted model, not a curated record